UAGGGUAGAGGGCAGGGCCUGCCAACCACACCCUGUAGCAUGUAGGGACCCAGGGAUGCCUGAAACCAAACACAUUUCUCAACCUAAGACGGGCUUCUGUAACUACACAUUGCCUUGGCUGACGAGUCACACUCCAGCUGUCUCCGUAGGGCACUGAACGAACUGAGAGGGCUGUUAUUGGCCACUGUCAUCUCGCUUAGUAAUAAAUUGUGCAGUCGCUUAUAAAAAUGCACAUGAUGCUCUCUACCAAUAUCUAGAGGUCUAUGCAUGAGGUGUAUAAUACAUAAACAUAGAUAGCGAAUAAAAUACAAGAGAAACAGCCAUGGUGGUGGUGGUGCUUGCCUCUAAUCCCAGCACUGUGGUUUAGGCUGAUAGAUCUCAAGUUCUAGACCAACCCUCAAGACAUAGUCUGACCUUGUUUCAACAAACAAACUGCCAGCACCAGAGGCAUGGAAACAAGUCUGUCGUGGAAAACGCUGAGUUAUUGUUUUACUGGGAUAAGGCAGAACUAAUCACGGUUCUAUGCGAGACGUUGAAACCCAAUCCUGGGGGCCUGCUGUACUUGAGGAAUUACCUGGGACCAGAAAGCCCUAGUUGUAAAAUUUAAAAUUUGUGGGGUACUUUAAACCGGCCCCAAAUUUUCUUCCCUGUUUGCUGUGGUCCACUUGAGGCUACAUGCCAGAAAGGGAUCAGUAAUGUUUGUCUCUUUUGCUAGAAGAAUAUGCAGCUAUGUAAUUUUAUUUAGACAGACUAUUGGCAGGUGAGUAAUAUCAGUGGAUAUUUUUCUAACUUGGAGAAUUUACUGAGCUGUGUUUGUAUUUUAUCCUGCUUUCCUGGCUGUAUUGUACUCACAGGGACAUUGCACUCAGAGGCACUAUGGAGCGAUGCCUUCAAAAUAAGUUUGUUUUAAUUAAGGUUUUUUAAAAAUUUCAUAUCUUGUAUAUAUUCUAGCUAGCCAAUAUACUUAGUUACUAAUGCUCGUGCUUGGGACUUCAAACAUAGUAAAGCAUUGAGGUGAUAUGGUGUGAAAUAGUUCAGGCUUAUUCCUUAUUAUAAAUCUAAUCUUUUGCACCACUUUACUCAGGGAAUAUAUAUUCGAAGAAACCCAAAGCCAGCUGGACUAGUUCCUGAGUGAGUAUUUCUUCCUGUUUGCCAUUGUUUUGAAGGGGAUACCUUCUGGAUCAGAAUUAAAAUGCGCUGGUUUCAAGGAAAUAGCCUGCAGAUUGCCAAAUCCUCCUUUGGACUCUUGCGAAAUCUCUCUGCCUCUAACACAGCUCUGCCUGUGCUGACCUUAUUCACAAAGGAUCCGUGCCCGCUUUGUGAUGAAGCCAAAGAAGUUCUCAAGCCUUAUAAAGACAGGUUUAUUUUACAGGAGGUGGACAUCACACUUCCAGAAAAUUCCACUUGGUAUGAAAGGUAUAAAUUUGACAUCCCUGUCUUCCAUCUGAAUGGCCAGUUUCUGAUGAUGCAUCAAGUAAACACCUCAAAGCUUGAAAAACAGCUUCUGAAACUUGAGCAGCAGAGUACCCGUGCUAAGCCGUCCUGGAACCCAGCUUCAGUGGAGUAAAUGUUCUUCCACUCACUAAAGUGGAAUGCGAAUUGUUAAUAGCUGCACAUAGUCAGCAAAGGGAGGUGUUAAUGACUACAUCUGCAUGCAGCCUGUUUCAGUAGAAUUUAAUAAUACCUGCUUAGAAUUAGCGUUCACUUUUGUUGAGUAGACCAGAAUAAUUAUCUGAGCCAAAAAGGCUUCACUUCAGAAAGAGAAAAGAGACUUAAGCCUCCAGAAUGUAUUAUAAAAGACUCAGCUGUACAUGUAAUGUUGAG
Acomys russatus (golden spiny mouse) is the source of this 1824-nucleotide messenger RNA. It is a transcript of the gene C20H5orf63, whose product is annotated as chromosome 20 C5orf63 homolog. The coding region runs from base 1193 to 1567 and encodes 124 amino acids. Lineage: Eukaryota; Metazoa; Chordata; Mammalia; Rodentia; Muridae. The record is from RefSeq and is a predicted model, not a curated record. The transcript is spliced from 5 exons.